This is a messenger RNA of Copidosoma floridanum, 1044 nucleotides long. RefSeq names its product golgin subfamily A member 6-like protein 10. The record is from RefSeq and is a predicted model, not a curated record. NCBI's taxonomy places the organism in Eukaryota, Metazoa, Arthropoda, Insecta, Hymenoptera, Encyrtidae.
AUGGCAUGCAACAACCCACCACAGACGCCAAGACCCAAUGUGGAAAAAGUUAGAGUCCUUUCUACCCACUACCAAUAUCAUGACAUUUCGACUAAUCCACCGUAUCCCACAAACGUAGCCCAGGAAGAUGUCACCGAGCGUUGCCAGCCCUUCAUCCAAGAUGCGGUCCACCGCUACGAGGAUCGGCACCAAGAGCUGGACGAACGUGAGCGCCUUCUGGUCAACAAGACCGGCAUUAUGGAGCGGUGCAUACCCGCUCUGAUGGCCAUGAAGUUGUGGCAGACCUGCGAGGGAAAGGACCCUGUGAGCGCACUGGAAAAGGUACGGGAACUGAUGAAGGAGCUGAUGCCCCAACCGGAUCCUGCGGACGAGCUUGUGGCCCAACUGGAGGACCAGGUGGACCAACUGAACAAGGAAACGGCCGAGUUACACGAUAAGAUAAUCAAAGCGGACGUCGAGCUCGAGGAGGGCAAGAUGGAGCUCGAGUCUCUGGAGCUUGUGAAUUGCGAGCUCGAGGAGCAGAUCAAGUGCAUGGAGGCGAAGAUUUGCGUGAGCCUCGAGUCCAUCAAUUCGGACGACCGGCUUUGCCUGGCGGAAAUACGCAAACUCGGCGAGAACGAAAAGAGGAUGAAAAAGAACAUCAAACAGCUGGAAGAACGCGAGACAGCGCUGCGAACUCAAAUCGAGAGGAUCUUUGGUGGUGGUUGCCAGAAGGUUUGCGACUCUGUGCAAGGCCAGAAGCACCACGCGCACAGGUCGAGGAGUCACAGGAAGAAGGACUGCCAAAAGCUAGAGAGAACGGUGGAGGCUCUUUUCGAACGAGACAAGGCCCGUGGGAAAAACCAGUGUGGCAAACUCGAUAAAGUCGCGGAAAAAAAGAACUCAAUGGUGCGUAAUUUGAAGGGCGUGCAAGUGCCAAAAAAAGCCGAAGCCAUGUCGCAGAAGGACCAAUUCCUCCGAGCGGGCGACGCCAAAGUGCUGCCGCAAGAGACACUUGGAGAAUCCAUGUGGCAUGGAUACCACGGUGCAGAAGACGAGUGCUGA